Hibiscus syriacus is the source of this 406-nucleotide messenger RNA. RefSeq names its product 60S ribosomal protein L14-2-like. Gene Ontology annotation, cellular component: cytosolic large ribosomal subunit; ribosome. The annotation marks the transcript as partial. The record is from RefSeq and is a predicted model, not a curated record. Gene Ontology annotation, molecular function: structural constituent of ribosome; RNA binding. The transcript is spliced from 3 exons. NCBI's taxonomy places the organism in Eukaryota, Viridiplantae, Streptophyta, Magnoliopsida, Malvales, Malvaceae. Gene Ontology annotation, biological process: translation; ribosomal large subunit biogenesis.
UAUUCGUGUGCAGAGGAGAUAACGUGUGUUGCUAUUAUCUUGGUGUGGCAGGCACUUGUUGAUGCCCCAAAUAUGGUCAGAGGCCAAAUGAACUUCAAGAGGCUUACAUUGACCGAUAUCACGAUCGACAUCCCUCGUGUUCCGAAGAAGAAGACAUUGAUCGAAGCUAUGGAGAAGGCUGAUGUUAAGAACAAGUGGGAGAAUAGCUCAUGGGGCAGAAAACUGAUUGUCCAGAAGAGAAGGGCAUCACUCAAUGACUUCGAUCGGUUCAAGCUUAUGCUAGCUAAGAUCAAGAGGGCCGGAGUCGUUAGGCAAGAGCUCGCACAGCUGAAAAAGGAGAUUUCAUCUUGAAUCGAUACCGAACCGAAUCAUGGGGUUCCUCUAAUUUUGCCAUGAACGUUCUGUA